AUGAAUUCGAGCAUUCCAAUCGAAGCAAAUGGAAUUCUUCCCCUUUCGACAUUUGAUAUCUCUUUGUUACCAGAGGUCGCCCUGAAAAUACCGGAUUUCGAGGGAGCGGCAGUUCUUCGGCUGUUUGCAAAUUCCUCUCAGUCAGAAAUGGGUUGCUAUUCCUCCUUUGUCACCAACGGUGUUACCCUUGCGCAUCCUUUUGCAGCAACCAGUAUUCUGGGAAUGUUAGUCCUUUGCGGCAUCUUUUCAUCUACCGCGUUAGCGAUAUAUGGGGCGGAUGUCGCUUUAUUUUGGAGUAAUUAUACUCAUUCUCCGUCUGUGUUCGUAUCAUUUUCGAUCUUACACCACAUAUAUCUUAGCGGUGCACUGCCCCUUAACUGGCCAAGCGUGUUGGUCGCCUUCUGGUCAAACUUUGCCUGGUUCUCUGGGAUUAUUUACAACGAAAAAAUGCAAAGUGCGAUCAAUCAAAUUAUUGGAACCCGAAGAGGAGACAACCGCCAGAGGGGGGAAUCGUUAGCUAGAAUCUCCAAUAGUAAUUCUAGGCCCAGAUUCAAUAUCUCCAAAAUAUACAACAGAAAACUUCACCCGGCUACAAGCAACCUGGAAAUGCCACAAAAACAUUUUGGCUCUCUGCUGUUACAACAAGAUAUAUUCCGUUCAUCCAAGAGAUCUCCGUGGUUUGGCACAGCUAUAAAACCUGGCCUCUCUUUACCCGGAGAUAACCACGGAUUUGCAGGCACGCUUGCACAGGAGAAAAUACCGACAUCAAAUUCCUUUCUGACAACUCCGAUUCACGAAGAUACAAGGUUUCUGCAACAGUUUGGCUGGCUUUCGGCUGGUUAUCGGCGAUCCACAUGGUGGUUUUUUACGGUGUGGUUGGGCUACGAAUUUAUACAUGCUUGUCUCAUCGGAGUGAAUUCGAGCAAUGCAAUGAUCCAGGUGUUCGGCCUACUCGCAGUCGAGUGUAUUGCUCUUGUUUGCCUAUGCUGGCUCAGACCCUUUGAGACCACUCGCAUCAAUAUUCUGAUGGUUUACCUUCUCGGCUUCAGCAAGGUGAUUACUGUGGCGUUAUCUUCUCUUUUCUACCCCCAUUUCAAUCUGGAGCGAAGUACUACUACCAUUAUCGGGUUUGCCAUAAUUAUUACCCAAGGACUCCUCACCUCAUGUCUACUUAUCUACAUCUUCCUUGGAGUUAUUUCCAGCUUCAUUUCCAUCACGCGCCAUCACACAGAGCCCUCUAGUAUCGAAACAACCAACAACGGCACCUUAACUAGACUACGCAAGAACCAGCUAGUUUAUAUUGAAAGAUUUCUUUGUGGAUUAUGCCGUCCCCGCCCACCCAAAACUUCUGAGGAGCCCGAGAUUCAAAAAAGGCCUUCGUUCCAUUUUGACUCUUUCCAAAGUUGUUCUAAGAUUGAACACGCGGAAACGGAUAAUUCAAGCACUCUCUAUUCAGUACACCAGUCUGACAUGGCAUACUCAUACAAUUCUGAGUCUCGAACAAUUCCACACCAUCAGAGUAGCUACGAUUCUAUGAAAACGCUCCACAGCAACCCGUGUCUUUGUCCUCGUCAAUACAGUUGUCUACGCUCAGUUCUUACGCGCAAUAAGUUGACACCCCGCUCCUCAAGCCCAAUCUCCCCGUUAGGGACAAUCCAUUCGGAGUCCCGCACACUCCAUGAAGAAUUAGCAGCGGAUCCGAGAUGGCAAGCGGCAUACCAAGGCCUCGUUUAA
Molecule: messenger RNA, 1734 nt
Organism: Paracoccidioides brasiliensis Pb18
Exons: 2
Coding region: 1-1734 (577 amino acids)
Biological process (GO): fungal-type cell wall biogenesis; transmembrane transport
Source: RefSeq, a predicted model, not a curated record